Molecule: messenger RNA, 5190 nt
Organism: Biomphalaria glabrata
Lineage: Eukaryota; Metazoa; Mollusca; Gastropoda; Planorbidae
Exons: 6
Coding region: 202-1053 (283 amino acids)
Biological process (GO): signal transduction
Molecular function (GO): protein binding
Source: RefSeq, a predicted model, not a curated record
AUUUAUAAAUAGAUGGCUUUUUUCCUUGAAAUCUGUGCGUAGGGGCGUAAGGCCUAUUUAACACAGUGACUAGAUACUCUUAAUCAAUCAAUAAAAUAUAAAUUAUAAUUAUCAAAUUAGUGUUUUAAAAAUAUUAUUUGAAUCUUUAAAAGCUUGUCUACGUCUAGAAUUUAGACAAUUAGGAAAUUGGAUUAACAGAAAAUGAGUGGAGAUAUGAACUUUAUUGAAAUGGACCAAGCCAGCGAUAUAAAACUAGAAGAUCAACUUCUUGAAUGUUUUGAAUUGGAAGAAAUGAGAAUGGUAUUAUCGGAGAUUGUCAACUCUAUUAAUGAUUGUGAAAUAAAACACCUGAGAGAGAAAUUAUUUCAAGAAAAAGUAAUAACGCUUCAACAAAUGGAUGACAUUGAGGAUGAUACCAUUAAAAAAAAUGUAUCUGACUUCAUUCAAAGGAUUGAUUCAAAAACUGAUAUGCUGUCUAAAGUUUUAAUUGAGUUUUCAUGUAACUUUGACAACGGACAAACAGUAAAAGACAUAUUGGCUAAAAAAAAAGCUCAAGCAGCUUCUGCUAACAUAGAAGAAAGUAAUAACAAAGAGUCCACUCAAUCAGAGAGGAGUAGUGAUGAGAAAAACGUUGCUAACACUACAGAGAAUGACUCAGCAUCAUCUCAAGUUGCUUCUGAUGAUAAGAAUAUUACUAUCAAAGAAAAAAGUGAUAAAUAUGAUACUAAGUACGAUUGGUUUGUAAAAGAUCCAUCACUUAAAGAAAUGCCUGUCACUCAAUCUGAUGCCUCCAAAUUUCCUGCAUGUUUUGGUAGUGCUUGGCAAGAUAUUAUGAUUGAAUUCGGAUUUACCAAAAAUAACAUAGAACUUGCAAGGGAAAAUGAUGGUUACAAUCCUCACAAGACUAUCACUAGUUUAAUCAUUAAAUGGAUUCAACGCAAUGGCAGGAAUGCAACUAUGGAUCGAUUUUUGACAAUUCUUAAAGAUACAGAAAAGCAUGAAAUAGAAUGGGGAAUAUUGGAGCAGAUUGUGAUAAAAAAGAAAUUAAAUUAACUAAGUUUUAAAUUAUUGCAUAUAAAGACCUAUAUAAAUAAAAAAUAAUAUUUGGACCAACCUACUCCCAAUUUUUUGACAACAAAUAUUUAAUGAAAUGUAAAAAUUUUAAAUGUUAACAACAAUUGUAGAUAAAUUAUAGAAAUAAAACUGUAAAAUAUGUGUUUCUUAAUUUAAAAAAUAUAUAUUACAAUGUUAUAUUAGCUCACUCUAUAUCUUUUUUGUAUAUUGUUUGGAUUUUUCCAAUCAAAUUUUUCAACCACAUCUACGUCAUUCAAUCAUCGUCAAAUUUUGCAUACAAGGUCACGCUCAAUGACAAUACAUGAAUUACCAAGCAAAAGAAAAAAGAAUGCUUUUUAAAAAAAUCAAAGCUUAUCUAAGUGAAAGAAGCGCUUAUUACUGCCAGUACCAGGUGGCCGAGCCUCGCUCGGAUGAAUAAUUUGCUAAGGAAGGAUAUAUACCCGAAGUCAUUUUGGGAAUAUUUUAGUAAUUACGAAAAGUCCUCCUACAGUUUAGACAAACCACAACUCACGUCGUGUCGUUUUACAAAGCAUCUUUUGCGUAAAACUAUGGGGUUAUUAAUGGCUUGGAAGAAAGUCUUUGCAGUGUAACUUCUAAAACGGUUACGUUGUGACAUUUAAUAUUGCAAUUAGUUUAUUCAUAAUGGAUUUAGUUCGAAGCAUCAAGUGAUGCAAAAUCUCUACGUUAUAGGGUAUAGCGUGCACCUUGUAACAAAGUAACAGCGCAUUUUUUCUUAAGAGACUUAAAAACAUCGCGUUAGUAUUCGAAAAGAAGCGUUAUUGUGGGGCAUCCCUGUUACGCUGAUCACCUUUCAAAUCACACAAAAAAAAGUGCCCUGCCCACCGUGACGGUCGGACUAUAAGAAGUUCAUACUAUUUCGCAAGAAUAUCGCUGUUUGUAGUGCGGUCUUGCCCCCGUAUGUCCAUGAUGGUGUGCAAAUAUCUUUGGUGAAGGCUUUCAAGAAGUCUUUGAUGCUUUCAAAAAGUACUCAUGUCUCAGAUCCACAGAGGGGUUGAGAGAACCACUGCUUGGUCGACACUGAUUUUUGUAGACAGGCGGAGCGAUUUAUUUCGCCACACUCUCGCAUGGAGGCUUCCAAAAGCACGACUAACCCUGAUCACAUACCAACCUCCCUUUAAAGCAAUGCGUCAUUUGAUACUAUGGUUCCCAGAUAAUGUGAAGUUAUCUACCACGUUAUCAACCUACAAUAAGAUGGUGCGCAAAUUUUUAAUUAGGCCAAUUGAUUCAUUAAAACUUGUUCUUGUUAGCGAAGAAAUGUUUUAGUGUACUGCUGUGAGCCUAGUGACGUAAGCGGUGUCAAGUUUUUUUUCCCUUUGACGUCAUGGAAAAAAUUUCAUUCAUAAAACAUUCUAGCCAAAAUUAAUUUUUCAAUAAUGAGACAUUUUCAAACCGUUAUAACGGUCGACCUCGAGUUUUCCAGAUGUGGCCAAUGAGCUGAGAAUUUUUUUCUCAUUAAUAUUCACAUACCUUGAAAUUUUAAAGAAAAUCGUUAGAACCGUUUUCGUAAUAAAAUUUAAAUAUAUAUAUAUAUAUAUAUAUAUAUAUAUAUAUAUAUAUUCAUACUUACAUACAUAAAAGAAUUGCUCGCUUAGGUAUAGGAAUAUCAGGUGGCCCAGCCUCGCUCGGUUAAAUAAUUUCCUAAGAAAGAUCAUUUUGGGAAUAUUUUUGCAAUUACGAAAAUGAACGAUUAGAUAAAGACUACUAAUCUGAAUAGUUGCUUUAGUGUUUUGUUAGUUCUAAAUGUAAUUGUACAUGGCGAUUAAAUAUAAAGUCUCUUAAGUCCUCCUACAGUCUAGAGUCUAGACAAACCACAGCUCACGUCCGUCUUACAGUUUUACAAUCCAUUUGUUGCGUAAAACUAUUGUAGGCCUACUAUUACUGGCUUAGAAGAAAGUUUUUGCAGUGUAACUUCUUAGAUGGUUACGUUCAGACAUUUAAUUAUGGAAUUAGUAUAUUCAUUAUGGCUUUAGUACGAAACAUCAAGUGACGCAAAUAUCUACGUUAUAUGGUAAAACAGGCAGUUUGUGACAAAGUAAAAUGGCGCAUUUUUUCUUAAUAGACUUAAAUCAUUGCAUUAGUUUUCUAAAGAAAUGUUUCCGUGGGGCAUCUCUGUUACGCCGAACAAUAUGUUCGUCCCCCAUACGGGAUAGGUGCCCUGCCCAGCCUGACUGUCGGACUAUAUAAGUUCAUACCGGCUUUUGCCAUCCAUUUAUCCCAUUGGUGCUACAGCCCGUGGAGGGAUAUGGCCUGCUUUUACACAUCCAUCCAUUCAGAACUCUCCUGGGCCUUUCGUCACAACACCCUAACCCCAAGCUUUUUACCGAGGUUUUAUAGUUAAAUCAACAGGGGCUGCAGCGUACGCAAACUCGUUGACCGCUAGCUAAAUAUCAUGUUCAGUGUGAGCAAGUAAGGCGUAGAGAACCUGUGUUAUGACCAUUUCCUUUGUUUAAGUACGGGACAGUAGACACCGAAGCAUGAACACAUGGUAAUAAUUCACCAGCAAAAUAAUAAUUUUAAGGCUUGUCUUCGAGUCCGAAGAUUAAUAAGGAUUGCAGUAUUUCCCGUGGAUACGCAGCCUCAGCUGUGACCUACAUUUCGCAACAUCCAAAGCAAGCAUAACCAUUGUCCGCAGGUGGUCGAUUAAGAUUUUCUUUUGGUCUCAAAUGUGUAUCCGCGGCCUUUCUAUAGAGAGAAUUCUUUAAGACCGACAGUUACGCUGGACAGAGCAGUAUCCUGUAUGCCAAAGGCAGUCUUUUUUUGGUGAGCUAAAAAAGUGGUCGACGUAACACCAAAACGCUUAAAAGACCAGCUUAGGAGCCAGCCAACUUGCCUUAGCUGACAUAGAAGAGAGCACCUGGUAUAGGACAGAUGUUAAAUAUUUAUACUUUUUAACUGGCAUAUAGUUUUAUUCUUUUUUAAUGUUAUUCUUUUGUCAUGUAAAUAAAAAUUAAUAUUUUAAAUAUUGCUGAUUUCUUAGGUUUUAAAAUUAUUAUGUGUUGGAAAAAAGGUCAGAGCAGGGGAUGAAACAACCGGGGAGGAAAUAAUCUGACCUGGCUAGACAGUGAACUGAAAUGUUUAAAAUUGUAAUAUUUUUGUUUGUAUAUAUGAAAUGUCAUACUUGCCUUAGUCAACCAAACAUGAUACAGUUUUUCAGUGUUUUAAAUCACACACAAAGUAUUUUUAGAUUAUCGCAAUGGACUAUUAGAGGCAUCUUCAUUACAAUCUUUUAAACUUGUAUAUUUCCCCAUUAUAUAAUGAAAUUAAAAAAAAAGAAUUUCAGAUAUGACAUUGUAUGACCUAAUAGAUGGUUUAAAUGUCUUUCCAUCUUGAUGAACCACUAGUUACAAAACCCCUCUACCAAUCAGCAUCCACUUUUUAAACAACUAAAAACUAAUGAUUAUUUUCUUACCUCACAUCUCUCACCCCAAAAACCCAUUCAGGGUUGUAAGUUAACAGUUUCUAGACACAAACGUGGGAUUUAAAUUAUGAGUGUACUUCUAGCAAAGAUAGCAUUCAAAGACCAUGUCAAGGAUUUGUAUGCAUUUUUAUUGACAGAUAGGGUUAAAAAAAAUAAAUGUCAACACAAUAUUAUAACAAACAAUAUAUUAUUUUACAGUAAAAAAUGGAACAUUUUAAUUACAAUAAACAAUUUAAUAAAUGCAACUAUAACAAAAACUAUUACACUAUGCAAAAGAUAGUUUGUAAUUUAAAAAGUGAAGAUUAUAACGUCAAAUGAUCUUUCACACAAUGGUAGUCGCGAAGAAGAGUAUAAACUAAUUUGUGUAGUUUAAUUUUUUCUAAAGCUUAUGCCUUUAAAAUGAAUUUUUUUUUUUAAUUUACCAAAUAUUCAUUCUUGUUGAUUGUACUACAUCAGUGGUCUUCAACGGGGGGCGAUUAUAUAAAAAUGGAGGGCGCAAAAGAGGCGGUAAGGGAUGCUGGACACAUUAGGGGCGCAGAGAUGAAAUUGAGGCUGCUUUGAAACAAAAGGAAAAAAUGAUGGCAUUGGCAAAGGCAAUAUAGACAAAUAAUUAUAUUUUUUUUCUUGAGUUUUGGAAUUCCUUUUUUUAUGAUUUAUAAAAACCUUUUUGAUGAUGA